Fusarium verticillioides 7600 is the source of this 2348-nucleotide messenger RNA. RefSeq lists its product as hypothetical. The transcript has 2 exons. Lineage: Eukaryota; Fungi; Ascomycota; Sordariomycetes; Hypocreales; Nectriaceae. Gene Ontology annotation, molecular function: protein binding. The record is from RefSeq and is a predicted model, not a curated record. Bases 810 to 1889 code for a protein of 359 amino acids.
ACAUAUACCGCGGGAUCUAAUAUCAUACGUAGUAAUAAGAAACAGAUCGAACUCUUAUUUGAUACACUGAUAACGCCCUCCAAAACUCUGGAAUUCCGCGGGAACAAAACACCACGAGAUAUUCUGGUGUAGUGGCAUGGCAUCUUGCUCCAAUAUGCACCCAUGCAAGCUUUGUCCCGGUGGGGACAUACCGGAACUCAAAGACCGGCUUGUCAAACCGGUCCGGGGCAUAUGCACGAUAUCAUCCAUGAAGCGAUCAAAGAGAUGUGCGAGUAUGAGAGAUAGAAACGAAAAGAACAGGACCAGCAUAGGAUAUAGCGCUAGCUGUAUCCAACAUUUUGGUACGGAUAGCGAGGUUGGAAACUCGGAUUUAUACUCCAUCAAAGCUCAGAGCCUCACUUACCUUAGUGCCCCCAACACCACAUCGGACCCCGCGCUUAAUUGAUACUCAUGCAGGGAAAACCCACCAGCUGUGCGUAUCCGUCCAGUCCAAGCAAUAUCCUUAGACUACAAGUUUGCUUUUUCUGUGUUAAAUCCUGGAAUCUAAGCGGUUCACUCUGCUGAGUCAGUCUCUACGCAGCCUGUAACCUCGGCCUUUCUCGAGAGGUCCAAGAGCACUCACUCGUGCAACUAUUUUACCGCUCUUCUCUUCUUCUUCUUCUAAACUAUAAGUCUAGUGUCGUCCAUUCGUCUACUAAGUUAGUGUCCUUCUAUAAUCUUUUGUUCUUCUCUGCGUCAUUGUGCGGAGAGAUUUCAAACCUUGUUGUAUAACUUAACUACACUCUCACAUAUUGUUUAUUAAACACGCCAUGGCUACACACUGCAACGUCCUCCAACAGUUCACCCGUACCGAGGAAUCAGAGUUCAAGGGCAUGAUUCGCUAUGUACCCAACCAGAAUCGGUUGCUCCCAUCCACUACAUCCAUCUCCAACAAGCCACGACUCCAGGCUUCUUCUCUAGGCCAAUUGGAUUGUCUCCCCGCAGAACUUCUAUUGUCUGUGCUUGAUCUCCUCGACUUCCAGUCUCUGUCUCGCCUGUCGCGGGUUUCUCUUCUAGGAAAGGAUGUGAUUGAGGACCUGCCGGUGUAUUGGGAGACGGUCCGACAUGCUCCCGAGGCUUUGGCUGUCUUGGGACAGACUCAUCUUUUGAGCUACCAUCCUGCUACCCUGCUUCACUCUGCUCUCCGGCAGAGCAGAUGUGUCUCGUGUCUCGCAUUUGGGGGGUUUCUCUUCCUGCCAACCUGUGAAAGGGUUUGUUUUGAGUGUCUCUAUGAGAACCAGGCUCUCCGGAUGACGUCUCCGGCCAUGGCCAAGGAGUGUUUUAGUCUCACUGACCAUGAUCUCCAACGCAUUCCUGUUAUGUACAGUGUUCCUGGCACUUUUGGUCUAAGGUUUCAAUUCGUGCAUAAGCAGGCUGAACGCCUUGUCAGCGUCAAGCAAGCAAAGGAACUUGCCCUAGAGAUACAUGGCUCGGCAGAGAAGCUGGCCAGACUGAGGCCAACAUAUCGUCCUGGGAGAACGUCCAUGAAAGAUGCUGCGAUAUUCAGGCACUUCCAUGAGGCUCCUUUAGACCCUCCAGGCUGUGAUCUCUCAAGACUGCCGAGAAAGGCUGAGGUUGUAGAGGAUGACUUUGGCGGAAUGGCUUCCAUCCGUUUCCCAUCCCUCUCAGAUGCUGGCACUGACAAAGGUGUCCUUUGCCAGGGAUGCCUUGUCACUUAUAGCCACUACAUGCAAGGAGUGCUUCCUCAAAGUACGCUUUCCGAGCUUGUGCCCGUGGAUGUAGGGCCUUAUCGACCUCUUCUUGCGCUGUUGACUCGUCUAUGGUCCACAGAAGGAUUCGCUAAACAUGCACAUCAAUGCUAUGGUGUGCGCCGAAUCAUGGGCCAGUGAGUCCUACAUACGGACAGAGCUAGAACAACCUUACAAAGACCUCAGCUGAGGUUUGUUGUCUCCUCUGAGAUUUGUCAACGCAUUUCUUGAUCUGUCCUGGCUGAUGAUUGCAGGAUCCUCAAAGCCCUGUAGGGCUAGUAUUUCCACUCUUCUAACAUCUCCUCUAAAAUGUCUCUCGUAUGCUCAUGUCAAUCAGUCGUUGGUCUCGAACGCUGAUGGUUCUCAAAAGUUUACUGCUAUUCAUGAUCAGCCAGCAGGUUUGUUUUUCUAUCCGGUUGCGUUUAUAUACCGCAUAGUCGAUUUUAAUGAUAAAUGAGUCAAUUCAUGCUUUCGGAUGUGUAAUUAUGAAUAAGUCAUCAGUAAGUAUAGACCUAAUCUUGGUAGUAGGCGAUCUUGUUGUUGUUGUAUGACUUCAAUAUAGACACUUUUAUAACGUAAAAGAGAGUUGAUACAUCCAGC